This is a messenger RNA of Suhomyces tanzawaensis NRRL Y-17324, 1388 nucleotides long. RefSeq lists its product as uncharacterized. Lineage: Eukaryota; Fungi; Ascomycota; Pichiomycetes; Serinales; Debaryomycetaceae. The record is from RefSeq and is a predicted model, not a curated record. Bases 174 to 1091 code for a protein of 305 amino acids. The transcript has a single exon. Gene Ontology annotation, molecular function: 8-oxo-dGDP phosphatase activity.
GCCGUUUGGCAGCACUUUCUUUUCAGCACCAAAGACUGCCGGCACCACUACCUCCAAGUCUUCACAGCACCUCUGCUAGUCGUGGCACACCACUACGAAGAAUCUCUCUGCAGUCUCCACGUCCUCCCUUCAUCACAAUCGCUUUGCCGCUAAAUUCUUCCGCUACUGCCGCCAUGGUCUCACCUCUUGCAGUCAUCGACAGGGUCGACAACUUCACCUACGGCUCCACGGACAACUGCUACUUGUUGGUAGCUCACACAGAUAACGUGGCGCUCGGAUACAUUCAUCCAACGCUCGUAGACCACCUUCGGGCCCAUCCGGGGUUCACCUCCUCUGGUAGGUCCAUCAGCAUCAACGCCUCCUACGACACCCUCGAGAAGCGGAACCAGUUAUUCGAACAGUUUGCCCUCGAGUUGAAGUCCAAACCAGAGCUCCACCAGCUGGUGGCCAAGGGGUGGCGCAACGAGCUCUACACCGUCUACAACCCCACCCAUACCCCCUACUUCCAGGUGGAGAGGGCAGUGUCGGUGCUCUUGGGGGUGGUGACCUACGGAGUUCACAUCAACGGGUAUAUCCCCGAAAAUAAGUCCAGCAAUGGCAAGUUGAAGUUCUGGAUCCCCAGACGCUCGGCCACUAAACCCACCUUCCCUUCCAUGCUCGACAAUACGGUGGCAGGCGGGUUGGGAUACCCCCACGGCAUCUGGGAAACUGUGGUCAAGGAGUGUGAUGAAGAGGCCGGUUUGCCACAAAAGUUUGUCGAGGAAAACGCAAAAAGCACCGGUGUGCUCACCUACAUCUACCAGACACCCGACGGAGGCAUCCAGCCCGAGGUGGAGUAUAUCUACGACAUUGUGUUCCCCAACGAGACCGAGGUGAUUCCGGUUCCCCAGGACGGAGAGGCCCAGGAUUUCACCUUGAUGGACAUCGACGAGGUCGAACAGAGGUUGCAGGCUGACGAGUUCAAGCCCAACUGUGGGAUGGUGAUUAUAGAUUUUUUGAUCAGACAUGGAUACAUCACUCCUGAGAACGAGCAGUUCUACAGCGAGAUUUUGGCCAGAACUCACAGAAGACUUCCUUUUCCUACAAAGUAGCCCUGUGGCGAGCUACUGGAAUGCGGAAUAAGGUUGUACAACAGGAUGAAUGGCUGAGUACUGAUUGAUCCUCGAGCCAGUUGUAAUUCUUCAAAUUGCAGUCAGGUAAAGAAAAGACAUCAAAGUAUAGACAUAGUCUUUGAGAAUAAGAGAGACCCACGGAAACAAUUCCAAUACGUAGAAGAUAAUUCAUACCCAGAAGACAUUCACCAUGAUUAUGUUUGAUUAUGGAUAAAAGUCUGCUACUGAUCAACAGGUAUAGUUGAGGCAAUAACUAUGUUGACCAGAAGGAGAGUA